UCUUAACACCCGCUCGCUUAACCCGGAAGCCAGCCGCACCAAUGUGUCGGAGGAAACACUGUUCAACUGACAACCGGUGUCAGCUUGCAGGCACCCAGCCCACUAUAAGAAGGCUCUAGAGCACGAUGAGCCAAGUAAAGCCCCCCGGCCAAACCCUCUCAUAACCCGGACGAUACUGGGCCAAUUGUGCGCCUCCCUAUGGGACUCCCGGUCACGGACAGUAAUGACACAGCCUGGGAUCGAACCCCAGGUUGUAAUGACGCAGCAACACUGCGAUUCAGUGCCUUAGACCUCUGCGCCAUUCGGGAGGCCAGGGCUGACAAUUUUUAUUGGUACCAUGUGUGUCUGAGCUUUUUUUAAUCGCCUUCUCAGUAGAAAAUUGCAUUGUUUCACUCCUCCACCCAAUCCCAAUUGAUAUGUCUGUGUUAGGUGCACUUGAACAGCUGUGGUCAACACCCAUCUCCACCCUCUGAGCAUGUCCCCGAGGCAGCAUAGGCUCAGGCAGCUCAGACCACUGUGUUCUAUUCACAAUUUACAGCUCAUUCUUUGCAGUCACUACUUUUCACAUUCUUCUACAGCAGAAUAAGAGACUCAUCAACACUUCAAGUACCUUUUUGUUCUAUAUUAUUCCACCAUCAUGUCUAGUGGGGGGCUGAAGGACAGAAAUUCUGAAACACUGGAGGAUGUCAACGCAGUCACAAAAGAGCUCAAGUAUCUUUACUAUAAGAGGCUGCUUCCCAUAGAGAAGCAAUAUGGCUUCCAACACUUUCACUCUCCCAGCUUUGAGGAAGCCGAUUUUGACAACAAACCGAUGGUGCUGGUGAUGGGUCAAUACUCGACAGGGAAGACUACUUUUAUCAGAUAUCUCCUUGAGCAAGACUUUCCAGGUAGCCGUGUUGGUCCAGAGCCCACGACAGACAGCUUCACUGCCAUCAUGCAUGGGGAAGUAGAACAACUGAUCCCAGGCAAUGCUCUGUCAGUAGACCACAAAAAGCCCUUUCGCCACCUCAACUCUUUUGGAAAUACCUUCCUGAACAGAUUCCAGUGUGCCCUGCUGCCAAAUCAAGUCCUGGAGAGUAUCAGCAUUAUUGACACACCAGGCAUCUUAUCUUCGGCUAAGAGGAGAAUGAGUCGAGGAUAUGAUUUCCCAGCAGUGCUGCGCUGGUUUGCAGAACGUGUGGACCACAUCAUCCUUCUGUUUGAUGCACAUAAACUGGAGUUCUCUGAUGAGCUCACACGUGCCUUUGGGGCUCUGUGUGGCUAUGAAGACAAGCUGCGUGUGGUACUGAAUAAAGCAGACAGGGUCGACUCUCAACAGUUGAUGCGAGUGUAUGGUGCUCUCAUGUGGUCAUUGGGGAAGGUGUUUCAAACACCUGAAAUACUCCGGGUUUACAUCGUCUCCCUCUGGUCACAGCCACGUCUGUUGUCUGACCACUGUCAACUGCUGGAGCUUGAGGAACUGGAUCUUUUGGCGGAUAUCCGGAACCUGCCUCGAAAUGCUGCCGUACGGAAACUUAAUGACCUAGUUAAGAGGGCACGCCUAGUUAGGGCCCAUGCACAUAUCAUUAACCAUCUCAAGCAGGAGAUGCCCACACUUUUCUGCAAGGAGAGCAAGAAGCAGAACCUGAUCUAUAAGCUUCCUCUCAUCUUCUCCAAGAUUCAACAGCAACAGCGAGUACCAGCUGGUGACUUUCCUGACUGUGCCAAGAUGCAGGAACGGCUAAUGGGUCAAGAUUUCACAAAGUUCAAGACACUCAAGCCCAGCCUAAUGGCUUCCUUGGACAAGUUACUGUCCAAUGACAUUGCAAAGCUGAUGCCUUUACUACAUCAACAGGAUCUGAAGAAGGCUUCCCUGCCAGGGAUUCCAGAUGGAACCUUCUUAGAACCUUCUUGGUCUCUCUUUGAGCAAGUUACAAAGAGUGGAGUAAGCAGGGAAAUGCAGAAUGAUGAGUGGGUGGUGACAAAAGAUAAACAAAAAUAUGAUGAGAUAUUCUACAAUCUCUGUCCAAAUGAGGGCAAACUGAGCGGUACUAAGGCCAAGGAGUGGAUGGUCAGCACCCACCUGCCAAACUCAGUACUUGGCCAUAUCUGGAGGCUUUCUGAUGUGGACUGUGAUGGCAUGCUGGAUGAUGAGGAGUUUGCCCUAGCCAUCCACCUCAUUGAGGCCAAGCUGGAGGGCCAUGGGCUCCCAGGAGAGCUGCCUGCCCACCUGGUGCCCCCUUCGAAACGUCUGCAUAAAGGAUUAGCUGUUUAGCUUAGUCUGGCAGGUUGAACCUAUGAUGGGCUGGGCAAAGCAAAACUAGAGAACAUCAAAUAAUGCAGUCAAAAACAUCAACACUUUUGAAUGAAGAGAAAUAAUUCAACAAAACAUUUGUUCCUAGAAAAAAUGACUGUACAGGAUAGAUUUCCAACAACUUGGUCAUGUCAGGCCACCCACUGAUUUUCCCUGGGAAACCACAAUCCUGGCAGGAUUUUUCUUCCAAAUUAUGUACUGUCUACAAACACUAUGCAUUUAUAUUGUGGAUCCUGACACUGGUUCACUCCAAUAGAUCGCUGGAUUGUGAAUUGGACUCAUUCUGAAAUUUCUUGAUUUGAUUAUAUGUAUAUUUGUAUUGCGUUUUAAGAAAUACAAAUCACUACAAGGGAAUUGCCAGUGACAACAAUUUCACAGAAAUGCAAGUAUCUCAAAUAAAAUAAUCAGAAAAAGGUCCAGGGUUACAAUUGUAUCAAACUAUGAUAGAGUUGUAAGAAUACAUUGUUUUGUCAUUGACUAAUUCUAGAGAUUGUAUGGGGACAGAUUUCAAAUAUUUGUUUUUGUGUAUGUAAAAUGGACGAGAGAGAAUUAAGAAAUGAACAACUAAUUCAGUAGCUUGUUUUCAUUUGAAUAUUAUAUUACAUCUUUCAUCGUAAAUACAUGGGUCUUAUUAAUGAGAUAACACAUGUAAUUACUUAACUCGCGCCAAAAUAACUUCAGAGUCGCACUCAUAAAACGUGUAGUUUCCCCUUUUUUUUAAAUCACAAAACAUGCUAAUAAAAGUUAUUACAAUGGCAUAGUUUGUGCAAUAGUUAAGUUAAUUUGUUUUACUUCAUUUGAAAUACAACAUUUGUGAGGGAGCAACCAAGCUUUUUUCCAUUCAAUUUCAGUAAUGUCUACAUUCCAGAAGAAUUUCCCCCAGAGAGAGAUCUUGUUCUUGGAACGUAAAUGUUCCCUUAAUACAUUUCUUAUCCAGCUGGGGGCAACCAUACAACAUAAAUUGUGCCUCUAUCUUGACAUGUUCUACAAAACACAUUAGAUUUAAUGAAUUGAGUAAAUCCUGAAGGUAUUGCUUUGCAUGUAGAAUUAAAUUAUUUAAUGUAAUGAGAAGUUAUGUUGCUAAGAACAUUCUAUAAGAGAGUAUAUUCCCUUUAUCAAAUAAAUCAAGCAAAAAUAUAAUGGUUAUUUCAAAUCACUUAGGGAAGAAUAAAGACUUGUUUUUAACUAUCUUUGUUGAAGAUUUUGUGGCGGGAGAAAAUGUGGACAUUACGCAGUUUCCAGGCUAAAAGGGCUUCGUUCUCAAAAGUCUAGUGGUCACGUGAACGCAACGAUGACGUAGUUGGAAGGUCGAAUUUCCCAACCAAACCAUUUGAUGCAAGCUUUUAGGGAUGUGUUCUCUCCUGUGUGAACGGGGACCUCAUGAAGAUGAUUCGUGGGUCGCUCCGCCUUAUUUAUUUCAUAACAACGUCAAAUAUCAAGGAAAUAGCUUUACACCGACAACCCUUUUGCAACUACUAUCUCUCUCGGAGAAGGGCUGCUGCGAUUUGCGAUAUGGGAGUCAAAGUUCAUAUCAUCUACUGCGGUGGAUGAGGGUACAGGCCCAAGUUCACCAGACUCAAGACACAGCUUGAGGAUGAAUUCCCAGGUGAUCUUGAGAUUACUGGUGAAAGCACACCUUCAACCUCUGGGUGGUUCGAGGUGGAGGUGAAUGGCAAGUUGGUCCACUCAAAGAAGGAGGGGUCAGGCUUUGUGGACAACGAGCAGAAAAUGGCAACAUUGGUUGAUGCCAUUGAUAAGGUGUUGGGGAAAUAAGAUAGUGCUGAUUAUGGAGGUAUGAACCACAGGAGUCUGAUCUCUGUUUGUCAUCUCCUUGACAUUGCAUAAUGAUGGUGGUGCUCCAAUUGUCAAAGACAUGGGUGCUGCUUGAUGAAACCUGCUCUGCCAGGGAGGUGCCCUGCAGAUUGCUUCAACUCCUACAGUGGCACUGCUUUUGUAAGAUGGUGGGUGAUAACAAAGGGAGAAUAUACUGUUUAUUUGUCAUUGAAACAUAACAUUUCAAUUGAGCUUCUUACAUUGUUCCAUUAUUUUAACUUUUAGGCAUGGGCAAGCUUUAAAACAUUUAACAUUGUAUGUAUCUUCCCAAAUGUUGAUGCGACUAUGAAAUGCAAGUUCUUAACUUAUAUUUUGUUUAUAUGUCCACUUUGUUCUCUUAGUUUGUCUGUAUUUUAAAAAGGCCUGAUGUUUUGAUUAAACAAGGAAAGGAAGACACAACACCUCGACAAUAGAAAUGCAUAUUGCAAUGUCCAGUAGACUAGUGAGUGACAGUGACACCCUUGGUAGACAUGCUUCAAGGAAAGUUAUAGAGCUGCACUGUCUGGUUCUUGAGUGUCUUUUCUAUGACAGAUAAAUAGGAUACAUUUUCAUCUUAAACAGCAUCUAUUUAGUGUAAAAACAAGACUGUUAACCAUUUUAGUGUUACAUUCAUUUGGGGGUUUUAUACACAUUUCUAUAAACAUUACAGUAGUUUUAAUCUACAUUCAAGAUUGGUGUUACAUGUAUCUUCUCUUAAACUAGAUCAUGUUUAAUGCAUAAUGAAAGUUGAAACUGAUGUGAUAUCUGAGACAAGCAUGUGAAACAUGAUCCCCUUGCCUGGGUAUGGUAGAUACCAGUAGGUUGUGCACUUGUUAGAGGAGUAUACUAAGUGUACAAAACAUUAAGGACACCUUCCUAAUAUUGACUCCAAUGCUUCCCGCUGUUGUAGUAAGUUGGCUGAGUGUCAUUUGGGUUUUGGGUGUGAGUGUGAAAAAUUUAGCAACUUUUCAGUUCUUGACACAAACCGGUGCGCCUGGCACCUACUACCAUACCCAUUUCAAAGGCACUUCAAUCUUUUGUCUUCCCCAUUCACCCUCUGAAUGGCACACACACAAUCUGUCUCAUGUCUUAAAUUUGUAUUUUUUUUUACAAGUCUCCUCCCCUUCAUCUACACUGAUUUGAAAUGGAUUUAACAAGUGACAUCAAUAAGGGAUCAUAUCAUUCACCUAGUUAGUCUUUGUCCUGGAAAGAGCAGGUGUCCUUAAUGUUUUGUACACUCAGUGUACCAAGAUGGCACAUGUCCAGACACAUUCUCAUUUUCACAUGUCUAUCCAUCAACAAACUUCUGUGAUAUUUUAUUAUAAAUGUGAUUCUUCAAGGUCCUGUGAUGUAAUCUUCUAUAUCCAACCCCUCAAUAAAAGUUAGGUUUUCAUUA
Oncorhynchus mykiss (rainbow trout) is the source of this 5501-nucleotide messenger RNA. The record is from RefSeq and is a predicted model, not a curated record. Lineage: Eukaryota; Metazoa; Chordata; Actinopteri; Salmoniformes; Salmonidae.